Alligator sinensis (Chinese alligator) is the source of this 1505-nucleotide messenger RNA. It is a transcript of the gene HACD3, whose product is annotated as 3-hydroxyacyl-CoA dehydratase 3. Lineage: Eukaryota; Metazoa; Chordata; Crocodylia; Alligatoridae. Gene Ontology annotation, biological process: fatty acid elongation; sphingolipid biosynthetic process; very long-chain fatty acid biosynthetic process. The record is from RefSeq and is a predicted model, not a curated record. Gene Ontology annotation, cellular component: endoplasmic reticulum membrane. Gene Ontology annotation, molecular function: 3-hydroxyacyl-CoA dehydratase activity. Bases 377 to 1450 code for a protein of 357 amino acids. The transcript has 12 exons.
CACUGCCAGCGGGUGCAGGGAAGCGGUUCUUCCUCUCUGUUCAGCACCGGGGAGGCCACACCCGCCGUCCCGUGCGCAGUUUCGGGCCCCCACUGCGGAAGCCACGCGGACCCAUCGGAGAGUCCAGCGGAGCUCGACAGAAGCGGCUGGGGGGCCGGGGGACAGGCCCGGUGCAGGGAGGGAGGAAGGGCGCUGGGCUGAUUUGGCCUGCAGAAGGGAAGACCGAGAGCCCUGACAUCGCCAUCACUGACAAUGUGCUGCAUUUCAAAGCUGAGGGCCGUGGUGCCAAGGGGGACAACAUUUAUGAAUUUCAGCUGGAGUUUCUGGAACCUGUCGAGCCCAAAAAGUGCUGGGAAAGGAACACAAGUUCACUGGCAUGCAGUGGGCAGUCUGUGACUCACGCUGCAGUCUACUUGGAGAGGGCCUCUCUGCACAGAUUCGCGGAGAAACAUGUCUUCAGAUCCCCCUCCGAACAACACGCUUCAGCUGUAUCUCUGCUCCUUGGGUCUCCUCUUCCGUGAGCUCUGUUCAGCGACACUCCACACAUACAGAGUCCCACAUCCAGCCAGCGUAUAAAGUGACGCAGCGGCAGCUGAACAUCACUGUGCGGAAAAAAGAAAGCAACUGGUGGGAGAGACUUACCAAGCAAGAGAAACGCCCACUCUUUCUGGCCCCGGAUUUUGAUCGCUGGCUGGAUGAGUCGGAUGCUGAAAUGGAGCUCAGAGAAAAGGAGGAAGAAAGAAUCAACAAAAUGAGAAUAGAAUCCAGAGUCCCGAAAGAUCCUUUCAGACACCUGAAGAGAGGAUACUUGUUCAUGUAUAAUCUUGUCCAGUUUCUGGGCUUCUCCUGGAUUUUUGUGAACAUGACAGUUCGACUGUUUAUCUUGGGAAAAGAUUCCUUCUAUGAUACCUUCCACACCAUUUCUGACAUGAUGUAUUUCUGCCAGACACUUGCACUUAUGGAGAGUGUGAAUUCGUUAAUAGGACUUGUCAGAUCACCACUGAUACCUUCUCUAAUACAGGUAUUUGGAAGGAAUUUUAUUUUGUUCAUCAUCCUUGGCAGCAUGGAAGAAAUGCAAAGCAGAGCAGUGGUGUUCUUCAUAUUCUAUGCCUGGAGUAUGAUAGAAAUAUUCAGGUAUCCCUUCUACAUGCUCUCCUCCAUUGACAUGGAAUGGAAGGUCCUCACCUGGAUCCGAUACACCAUCUGGAUCCCUCUCUAUCCUUUCGGAGCCUUGGGAGAAGCUGUCUCUGUGAUACAGGCCAUCCCCAUCUUCAGUGAAACAGGAAAAUUCAGUUUGAGAUUGCCAAAUCCACUGAACGUCACAAUCAACUUUUCAUUCUUUCUUCAAAUCUACCUUAUAUUAUUAUUUUUAGGACUGUUUAUAAACUUCCGUUACCUUUACAAGCAAAGGAGGCAGAAACUUGGACCAAAAAAGAAAAAGAUGAAGUAAAGUCAGCAAAGCUGUGAUUUUGAUUCUUACCUAAUUUAUCUUAAAGAUGAGAUGA